Messenger RNA from Peniophora sp. CBMAI 1063, 2610 nucleotides. Lineage: Eukaryota; Fungi; Basidiomycota; Agaricomycetes; Russulales; Peniophoraceae. The record is from the annotation of a GenBank genome assembly.
AUGGAUCUACCUUCAUCGUCUUCAUCCCAAGCGGAUGUCUUUCUACUUAGCAAGACAACUCUUGACCGUGACGCCGCAAUCGAAGCGAAGAUCCAGCACACUAUAGAUACUUCCUCUGGUCUGACAACCGCACGCGUGCUGCAAGUCGCGCUGCAGACCGCCGAAGCGACGUCCGGUUCGCAGACCCUUCCCCCGCCGAACAGAGCUGAAGAGAUUCUUCGCGAGCAUGAAGAUGUUGAACCCCUCGCUCUCCUCGCCUUGUACAAGAGAUCCUAUUCUAAGCUCUUAGUCCGCCUCGCAAGCAUACACUCUGCAAGCCAAUUCUCUUCGUCGACGGAUGAUGAUUCGAGCGUGGGUGCGAGCGAUGUUGGGAUAAAAGCGACGCUCGAGUCUUGGGACCAUCCAUUUCAAGGCACCGCGCACGAGGCAUUAUGGAAGCACAUCCGGAAAUAUUCGAAACCCGAGCUUAUAUAUGCACCCUAUACCGCGAUCGUCCAGUCCUCAGGGGUCGGGAAGACGAGAUGUGUGGAUGAGCUGGGCAAGCAACAGCUGGUAAUCCCUGUCAAUCUACGUGAUCCGAAAAGCAAGGGCUUCCCCGCGUCCGAUGAAUCGGUGUACGGCUAUCUCGUGCGUGAAUGGACGAGUUCAAUCGACGGCGCGAUCCGGAUGGACGCCUUCCUCUACUCGCUUUUGUACCAUCUACGCAAAGUCAUUGUUGAAAGAUACAUGACCGAGGGUCCGCUCAAUGCCAAGAGUCUCCCCCUUUUCAUUCACGACUUCAUGAGCGAUGGACAGACCUUUGCCGCGCAAAGUCCUACAAGGAGUAGCUUUUACGCUGCCGUGGUGGCAAAGGCAGAGGAACUCGAGAAUGACGUGAGGAGGGAACCGAUUCAACGCCAGGGAUACCCUUCAAUGAUCAGAUAUCCGUCGGGUCGCGAGGGGUAUGAAACAACGCGUAUGAUGGCGCUCAGACUUGUCGAGGCAUGCAUCGAAGCCGGGCAUAGCUCGCGACCAGCAGUCGUUAUCGCGUUCGAUGAAGCACAUCACCUUGACAAGGUCCAGACUAGUACGGGUUCGACCCCGUUCGGCCACCUGCGAAGUGCGCUGUGCAAUCUGCGGGGGUCUGUCUACUCCUUGUUUCUUUCCAGGGCGGGAAAGAUAGUACACUUCCCGCCGCCGCACAGGAAACUGGAUCCUUCGGCUUGUAUAACCGACGUGACCCUCAUUGACUCGCCCCCAUUUACUGCAUUCGGCUGGGAUCGCUUGUCAAUUCCGGUACCAGAAUCUCCUGAGGGGAUAGACUUUGGCGACAUUGGCCCUGGUUGGCAGGUCUUUCUGGGACGCCCUAUAUUCGGGUCACGCUAUGAGGCAACUACUCGCAGUGGAAUGACUAUGACUGACUCUCUUGGCGACAUUCGACGUUUUGCGCGCUCAACGCUACUCGGUAUCGACUUCAAAGAGCCCAUCAUUCCCAAGUGCUACUUGGCCAUCUCCCGCCAGAUAGCGUGCUUAGCACAGCGCUUGCCGAUUGAGUUCUCGUCGAACGGUCACGUCUCUCUUGGUCUGCAGCUUGAACAAGUGGAGCAUCAUCUCCGUGUCUGGCUUUCGAUCCAAGAUGAUCCUCUCAGUCUUGUCACUCUGAACCCUUCGGAGCCCAUUCUCUCAGAGGCUGCUAGCGAAGUCAUGCGAUACAACUCGGGCGACAUCUUCGCGCCGCGCAUACUGUCCCAACUCCUGAGCGACUUCUCUAUCAGCGUGGGCGACCGUGGCGAGCUGGUGGGAAUGCUUCUAUUGACUCUCGCGCGAGAUGCAGCCGUUCAGUCAGCACAUCAAUCUCCGUAUCAAGACUUCAUACCCGUCCUCGCCUUUCUCGAGCAUCUAUUUCACAUCCCUGCUACUGCGAACCCCUUGAUCGAGGAUAUCUUCGAGGCGAAACCAUCCGUCUACAUGACCGACACGGACAAGGACGAGUCUCUUCGAUCUACAUUCGCCGACGUCUCGCUCCACUUCAACCACUUCAUCAAACGCGAUGCGCAGGAGCUCGACAUGCAAGACUUUCUGAUGUUGUUUCUACGCAACGCCGCGCUUCUGGGCGCCAACUCGCGGCCUGACUUCGACUUUGGCUUCAUGCUGUGCAAGGGUCACUUUGUCGCUUCCUCCUCGGCAGGCUUGUUUCUGGUUCGGGUUCAGAACGACCGGCGAUGCUCGAGUGCGCUUGCUGGGGUACUCUUUGAUGACAUGGACCCUGUCGCAUUGGGAAUCGUCACACCCGGGGAGACCCUUCAUGUCCCCGUCAUCCGUAUCGUGAUGGCGCUCGCUGGAGCAGAACCUGCGCUAACGUAUCGCAAGUCGCAAACGAAGGGCCCAUUCACUGCGUUCGAUAUAUUCGCGUCGGGUCUGGAUGCGACCGUGUACGGCGUGAUUGGCGAAGAGUCUGCUAGCUCCUGGGCCGAUAUCUUGCGGGCCUCGCACGACGGCUGGCGGCGGAUGUACACUGGCCAGGACGUCCCGGAAGUCGAAGAGCUUAAGAUGCAUAUGACGCCAUUGGCUGGUAAUGAGCCUGCCUUUCGCUCUUGGCGCAGGACCGUGAGCGUCAUGGAGACCGACUGA